Messenger RNA from Brugia malayi, 630 nucleotides. RefSeq lists its product as uncharacterized. Bases 1 to 630 code for a protein of 209 amino acids. The record is from RefSeq and is a predicted model, not a curated record. The transcript is spliced from 4 exons. Lineage: Eukaryota; Metazoa; Nematoda; Chromadorea; Rhabditida; Onchocercidae.
AUGGGUAAAAUUCCGGAAUUACUAGAAAAUGUAAUUUUGACUGGUUACUGUACUUAUCGUGUGCUCAUUGCUAUUCAUCUCAUUACGCAAAAUGCUAAAUAUGCAUCAGAAAAUGAUGUUUACGGAUGGAUUGAAAAUCAUAAUUGGCCUGAGCUUGAAAUUGCAUCUGCUAUAAUGGCAAUGAUCGGUUUACUAUCCGGUCAACGAUUUAUAUUCUGUUUUACAGUAUUCUUCUUUAUACUACGUACUGCUAUUAAUAUUACGGUUGUAACCAUCGAUCUGUAUACUCUUUCAUCCGGAAAAUCAAUCAGUUGUAUCACAAGUGAACAUUUCUCGGCCGAUGUACUCUACAACUGUAAAUGGAGCGAUGCUUUCAUCCUUAUUCAAGACGUACUCACGCUUAUCUCACUCAUUCUAAUGUCUGUUGUUGUCUUCCUUCGAUUGUUUUGUUUCAUACCUGAACGAAACGAUAUUGGAAAUGAUCCGAUUGAUGAGAAUUAUAUUGAACAGAAUGAAAAGAUCAAAUUACCAUUCUUUAUUAGCUAUAAGAAUCAAAUGGAAAAUAAUGAACAGAAUUAUAAAUAUAAUAUUAAUUACAAUGAUAAUCCAUAUAAAACAUCUGUAAUUUAA